UCAAGGACUGAAUCUUGGGUCCACCCCUUUUUGCUUACUGCCAUUCUGCUCUUUCCUCUUCACCCCCUCCUUUUUGUGAGAAACUACUGAACUUGGAAGAAAGGCUCCAUAUUUCCAUAGUCAUGGCACUCUUUUCUUCCCUCACCCCAGUCUUUAUAGCCAUUAUAUGUGUUUUGAUUGGGGUAAUACUAAAGAAAACUAAUGGAGAGAAAGAAAAACGUGACACUAAAAGCAAGCUUACAUCUCGCCCAUGGGUGGAUGAAGAUUUAAAAGAUGGUACUGACCAUCCCUUAGAGGAAGAAGAUGUUGAUGAAGAGUGGCAAGGACUUGAAGAAAAUGUUGCCCAUGUCCCCUUCACUGCAGAGCGCUACUCUGAGGCUGAAAUGAUUAAGAGGUCACAAGCAUUUUACGAGCUUCUAAAUAAGAGGCGAUCUGUCAGGUUUCUUAGUGAUGAGCCGGUUCCCAGGGAGGUUAUUGAUAAUGUCAUCAGAACAGCAGGUACCUCACCUAGUGGAGCACACACUGAGCCCUGGACCUUUGUGGUAGUGCAAGAUCCGUAUUUAAAACGUAAAAUCCGUGAAAUUGUAGAAGAAGAAGAGGAAAUCAACUACAAAAAAAGGAUGGGCGACAGAUGGGUUAAUGACCUGAAAAGACUGAGAACAAACUGGAUCAAAGAGUACUUGGACACUGCUCCAUAUCUGAUCCUCAUUUUCAAGCAAGUAUAUGGGCGGCUUCCAAAUGGCAAGAAAAAGACGCAUUACUACAAUGAAAUCAGUGUUUCUAUUGCUUGUGGUAUGCUGCUUGCUGCACUGCAGAAUGCAGGUCUGUACACUGUCACCUCCACACCCCUCAACUGUGGCCCCCAGCUCCGGGUGCUGCUCCAGCGCCCAGCAAAUGAGAAGCUACUCUUGUUGCUCCCUGUUGGCUAUCCCAAGAAAGAUGCUACUGUGCCUGCGCUGACCAGAAAGCCGCUGGAAGACAUCAUGGUGGUCAUGUGAGCCCAGUGCCAGGAGGAAGGAGUUCAUCCCUGCUGCCAGCUAGGAAGUAGCAGCCUGAUGAAGUUGUCAUUGCUGUUUCUUUGCAUCAUCUCCCUAUGUCACUGUCGCUCUGGCAGUUUACAUCUGUAUUUCUUUUAGUGCUACUAACAGCAGUGAGCAGUCAAGUGCUGUGCAUUUGACAGGUGCUGCUACUUAUGAGACCAGGCAGUUGGUCUAGGGGACAAUGGCAUUUAAGUGACCUUCAUCACUUAAUUUUUCUCAUGCAUUGCUUGGACAAAUCUUUCCUUGAACUGGGAUAUAUAUUCUCCUUAUACUUUUGUGAUUGUCAUUACACAGUUAUUUUAACUUAAGAAUUUUAAUGAAGAUUGUAUUAAAAGAUAUAAAGAGGUCAAACAGCUGUCU
Empidonax traillii (willow flycatcher) is the source of this 1400-nucleotide messenger RNA. It is a transcript of the gene IYD, whose product is annotated as iodotyrosine deiodinase. The record is from RefSeq and is a predicted model, not a curated record. NCBI's taxonomy places the organism in Eukaryota, Metazoa, Chordata, Aves, Passeriformes, Tyrannidae. Gene Ontology annotation, molecular function: oxidoreductase activity. The transcript has 5 exons. Bases 123 to 998 code for a protein of 291 amino acids.